AUGUGCUGCCAGGAUGGGAGGGUUCAGCUGGUGAUUCGCGAAUAUUACGUGAUGCCAUUAGCCGGCCUCUCGGGCUUAAAAUAUGCCAACAGCGAGGGAUUCAUCACUCCGUACAAAGGCGUUCGUUACCAUUUGAAGGAGUGGAGUCAUAGAACCCAGGCACCGCAAACAGCCGAGGAAUUGUUCAACUUGAAGCAUUCUAAAGCUCGGAAUGUUAUUGAGCGUUCAUUUGCAGUAUUCAAGAUGCGUUGGGGAAUACUUCGCACUCCAAGCUUCUAUCCUAUUGAGGUCCAAACGGGAUUGAUCAUUGCGUGUUUCUUGCUCCACAAUUUUAUACGCACUCACAUGGAGGUGGAUUCGUAUGAUGAAUUGGUAGGAGAACAUGAUGAAGAUGGGUAUGGAAGUGAUCACGAUGAUCCCGUCGUGACCACUAUAACUACGGUCGCACCAACACCAUUGUGGACGAAGAAAAGGGACGACCUUGCUUCUGCAAUGUGGGCUAAUAGGACAAACGUGUGA
Salvia splendens (bonfire salvia) is the source of this 519-nucleotide messenger RNA. RefSeq lists its product as uncharacterized. The record is from RefSeq and is a predicted model, not a curated record. The transcript is spliced from 2 exons. NCBI's taxonomy places the organism in Eukaryota, Viridiplantae, Streptophyta, Magnoliopsida, Lamiales, Lamiaceae. Bases 1 to 519 code for a protein of 172 amino acids.